AUGUUUUCCAGAGCAGCAUUCCGAGCGGCGCAGCCCUUGAAGCGCGCUGCGCUUUCCUCGCGAUCAUAUGCCACCGAGGCCCCCAAGACGGGAACCAACCCUCUCAUCUACGUUGCUGGUGCAGCUGUAGCAGGCGGAGCCGGGUAUUUCUUCUUCCAGACCCCCGAGGGCAAGUCCGCCGUCAAGAAGGUCGAGAACAAGGUCGAGAGCGGACCGGCUAAGAAGGCGUUCACUGGUGGUGACCAGGGCUUCGUCUCGCUGCUCCUGGAGGAUGUCGAGAUUGUCAACCACAACACCAAGAAGCUCCGCUUCAAGCUGCCCGAGGACGACCAGGUCUCUGGUUUGGCAGUCGCGAGCGCGCUUCUGACCAAGUACAAGGAUGCCGGUGCUGAGAAGCCCGUCCUGCGUCCCUAUACUCCUACCAGUGACGAGGAUACCCGCGGCUACAUCGACCUCAUUGUGAAGAAGUACCCCAACGGUCCUAUGUCAACACACUUGCAUGAUAUGGUUCCCGGCCAGCGGUUGGACUUCAAGGGGCCUCUACCAAAAUACUCCUGGGAGGCUAACAAGCACGACCAUAUCGCUCUGAUUGCAGGUGGUACUGGUAUUACUCCCAUGUACCAGCUCGCUCGCGCCAUCUUCAAGAACCCCGAUGACAAGACCAAGGUCACCUUGGUCUUCGGCAACAUCUCCGAGGAGGAUAUUCUUCUGAAGCGCGAGUUCGAGGACCUCGAGAACACCUACCCUCAACGCUUCCGAGCAUUCUACGUGUUGGACAACCCUCCCAAGGACUGGGCUGGCGGCAAGGGCUUUGUCACCAAGGAUCUCCUCAAGACUGUCUUGCCCGAGCCCAAGAGCGAAAACAUCAAGAUUUUUGUGUGCGGUCCUCCUGGUUUGUACAAGGCCGUUUCUGGCGGCAAGGUCAGCCCCAAGGACCAAGGAGAGCUGACUGGUAUACUCAACGAGCUUGGUUAUUCCAAGGACCAGGUUUACAAGUUCUAG
This is a messenger RNA of Truncatella angustata, 1002 nucleotides long. RefSeq lists its product as uncharacterized. NCBI's taxonomy places the organism in Eukaryota, Fungi, Ascomycota, Sordariomycetes, Amphisphaeriales, Sporocadaceae. Gene Ontology annotation, biological process: ergosterol biosynthetic process. The record is from RefSeq and is a predicted model, not a curated record. Bases 1 to 1002 code for a protein of 333 amino acids. The transcript has 3 exons. Gene Ontology annotation, molecular function: cytochrome-b5 reductase activity, acting on NAD(P)H.